AAUAAUUUUAUAUUAAUAAAUAGGUCUUACCUACCUUUUUCUUUUUUUUCUGUUGGUAAAAAAUUAUUCCGAUUUGUAAAAUAAACGACCUCAGCUACCUUCAUCCAACAUGAUUUGUUUAAGUCCUUAUCCUGCAUUCUUCAGAACUCAUAAACAAGGAUAGUUCUGCACUUCCGAAAUUAAUUUCUCCGUCGAAUACAUAUUACAGGAAGCUAUACUAAGUAUCAAUUAUAUUGUAAUUCUUUUAUAGUAACAAUAGUUUUCUAUAAAUGAAUGUUUUGAUAGCUAGUGGCAUAAUUUAAAUUGUAUUUUAAAUACUGUAAGCUUUAAUAUAAACCUUGUUGUACGAAAAAUCCAAAAAAGUGAGUGAAUUAACUAUUAAAAUGUGGAUGUGACAUUAGGUACCUACAUUAUUUAUGUACAUUAUAGUUGUCUUUUGGAGAGCAUUAACUUAUGUCUAUUCAAUAUAUAUUUGCUCCUGUGCCUAGUAUUACUGGAAUUGUAAUGUUAUUUGACAUUAAUUUUAGCUUUAAUACAUAGGUUCAGAUAUAUUAUUUAUCUUAUGGUUAUGUUUUGGGAAGUCAGUUUGAUAAAGGUCAACAUCUAGUAGUAAAGUUUAACCUGUAAUUUAGUUUUUUGAGUUCUGAUUGAAAGAUAACACAUUUUUCCAGAGUGUCUUACUUGGUCUCAAAUUUGGCCCAUUAUUGUUGAAUUGUCAGUCAAAAAGCAGUUUUGUGUUCCAUGAUUAUUCUUAAGAAUAUUUUUAAUUGUAGUGACCUGUAGUUGAUUAUAAUUUGUAUUUAAAAAGCAUAUAAUUUUGAUUAAAAAGGUUUGCUUUGUCUUGUUAAAUUGGAAUGUUUGAAAGAUUUAUUUUUUGGUGUUUUAUUUCACCCUCUCCGGACUAUAAAGUAUUUGUAAGGAAUAAUAAUUCAUGUUUAAUUCGAAUAAACGUACACUAUGCCUAUUAGACUAUAUUAAAUAGUAUACUGCGUCAGCCUAAAUCGCAAGUCAUAACUCCAUGUUUUUAUGUUUUGAGAUUAUUUGUGAAAAAAAUAACCGCAUCAUAGUAUGAUAAAGUCGUAAUGACUAAAUGGUCGUAACAUUUUUUCCUCUCCUGUAAAAUGUACCAUUUUUGACUUACGAAUUACGACCUUCGCAAUUUUGGCCGACGAAUGAUAAAAUGUAGCACUACUAUCGAACGACCCGCUCCUAGUGACAGAAUUGCCUUGCGCUUUUUGUAGUGCCACUUUUAUAACAGGAGACGAUAGGUGUUUGGUCUGCUAAUCUUCGUGGUUAUAAAUUACUUAAAAUCUUAAAUGUAUUUAAUUGAACGAUAGUUGGCUACACUGAUGUUGCGAAUUCCGUCCAUUGCAUGCCCACGGUGUCACGGUGACUCUGGGUCGUUCGCUAAACUAUCAGCAUUCAGCAUUAUGUCUCGUGCACGGUGCACCACUAAAAUAUUUUGCUAACGAGCUGUGGGUUGUUGCUGAUGCUGCUUUUUGCUGUCAAAUAUUAUAUUGUAAUAGUGUAUUAGUGUGAUUUGAAUUGGACAAGAACUACCAUCACGGAUUUUAAAUUGAAAUAAUUUAAUAAAUUUGGGACAUUGCAAUUAUGUCAUCUUCUUCGUCAUCACGGACGUCUCAAUCGGAUGGACAGCAGGUUGCAAUUGACGCCGAGAACUCUGUGAACUAUAAUAGAUUAUAUGGCUCUAGAGAGGAGUCUUGCUCGACUAAUCUGAUCCGGAACAAUGCUGCUUAUAAAAUAAUAUUGGACAGGGGCAUUAUGGAUGGCCAAUAUAUGCGGCUGUCAAUUCCACAAGCAUUGAGGGUCGUGGACACAUCAAAUACAGUGGAAGUUGUGGCCAUGAUGAAUAUCAUCAAUGCCGCAAUUAUUGCGGAUGCGGCACUCAUAUCAUCGGAGAUUGCAAUGAAUGCUGCCAACUUAGCAGUACAGUUAUCGGGUACUCCUGCUGAAGAAGUUAUAAUUGACGGGGAAAGGAUGAUCGCCUUGGAGAUGCUGGUAGAAAUUGCGUUAGCAGCUGUGGAGUCAACAAGGGAUUUCGUCAACAUGGCCCGGUUAAUGCCACGUAGUAAUUCACUUGGUGGCGAUGGCUAAACGUAUACAUGAUUGCGGAGUAAUAUGUCAUGAUCCGUCCUUUAUCAUGGCGCUUUAUAUAAUUAUUAUGCUUCAUACACAUACAUAAUACAUAUCUGUAUACUGAAACUGUGAUCAUAUUAUAUACAU
Messenger RNA from Myzus persicae (green peach aphid), 2244 nucleotides. RefSeq lists its product as uncharacterized. Bases 1612 to 2115 code for a protein of 167 amino acids. NCBI's taxonomy places the organism in Eukaryota, Metazoa, Arthropoda, Insecta, Hemiptera, Aphididae. The transcript is spliced from 2 exons. The record is from RefSeq and is a predicted model, not a curated record.